Molecule: messenger RNA, 2362 nt
Organism: Ixodes scapularis (black-legged tick)
Lineage: Eukaryota; Metazoa; Arthropoda; Arachnida; Ixodida; Ixodidae
Exons: 11
Coding region: 183-2036 (617 amino acids)
Source: RefSeq, a predicted model, not a curated record
GCUCUGAGCUGGUGUGCGCUAGCCCACUCGGCCACCGAUCCCCCCUCAGGUGCUCCAAGCGGGACCUAUACUUCGUAGUGUCACCUGCUUCAAGCAGAACCACCAGACGCAUGUACACAGUGCUUGUGUUGCUUCUAAAGUUUUCUUGUCGCUCAAUCAUGCACCUUUACGCUGAUUGAUAUAUGUCCAUAGGUACGUUUGGUGCGUUGGUUUCCAUUCUGCGUCCACCUGUGGCCUCCCCCACCUCUCUGAUAUGGACUGACGACGCCCGCACCCAGACAGCAGCCUUGAGAGCAAUGACUGCUGCUAGACAUCCUGUGUUUUCAGCAUCGUCACGUUACGAGACACGGUCCGUGAUGACGCAGACAACAGGCUUCGGCAGAAACGCAGGUACACAAGCAUGUAUACCAUCGAGGAACAAGAAAGUGCAGACGGAGCUUUCUGGAAUUAUGCCGCAGACCUCUUCCUCGUCAAACUGUGGUGAUCCAGAACAGAGUUCUGAUUCAGAAGACCUGGGUGUAUCAGGGAAGCAGCCACUGGAAAGAGAUGACCCUACGUAUUGUCCACCAGAGGACAGCUCUGUUAGGCUUGAGAGGGAAACACCAUCUUUGGUAAAGGAGAGGAAAUUCAUUGUAUUCGAGUCUUGCCUUGACCUUCUCCUGGGGAAGUGCCAAGUAUGUGCUGCUCCCCUGAUCCACGUGGACAAGAGUGUCGUUGGCUGCAGCCUGCAAGUCUACUCAAUUUGUCGGAGUGGACACGUGAAUGACUGGUGCAGCCAGCCCAUCAUCAAGCGGAAGCCGGUGGGGAGUAUCCUAAUGGCUGCGGCAAUCCUGUUCAGUGGCAGCUGCGUAAAGAAGACACUCAGAACACUCACCAGCAUGGGGAUUGUCUGUUUCUCCUAUGGCACCUUCUUCAACAUCCAGAAGGCCUUUCUCCUGCCCUCAAUCGAAAAGGUCUGGAACAAGCAUCAGAACGAGUUGUUCGCAGCUGCUGCAGGCAGGCACCUCACCAUCGCCGCUGACGGGAGAGCAGACUCACCUGGCCACUCGGCCAAGUAUGGCUCCUACACGAUGCUUGAUGCCGAUGACAACAAGGUCAUUCACGUUGAAACCGUCCAGUCCAAUGAAACUGGGGGCAGCUAUCAUAUGGAGCUGGAAGGCCUCAAGAGGUCCCUCAGCAUUUUUGAGGCCCACUCGUUGAUUGUGGCCAUCCUGGUAACCGACCGGCAUCCCCAGCUCAAUGCUUGGCUGGGACGAGAACACCCAGAUAUCUGCCACCUUUUUGAUUGCUGGCAUGUGGGGAAGGGCAUCAAGAAAAAGCUGGCUGCAGCUGCCAAGUCACGGCAUUUAGAGGAGCUCGGGUCUUGGACAAGGGCAGUGGUGAACCAUCUGUACUGGUGUGCUGGGUCAAGUGUCGACAACCAGGACCUCAUCCUGCCAAAAUGGAAGUCUCUGGUGGCACACGUAGUGGGUGUGCAUACCCACGCUGACCCUCUCUUCCCAGAGUGUGAGCAUGAGGAGCUAGAGAAAAAGUGGCUAGCAGAAGGGUCCCCUGCGCACCAGAAGCUGGUGGAGAUCGUGCUCUCCACUCACCUGCUUCGCGACAUUCCUCGACUGUCCACAUCGGCGCAGACAUUUGCAACAGAGUGCUUUCAUAGUACUCUGUUGCAGUUUGCGCCGAAGCAGGUCCACUUCAGCUUCCGAAGCAUGAAGGCCAGGACCUACCUCGCUGCCCUCCAUUACAACGAAAAUGCGGGAAGGCCCCAAGCGGUGACCAAGAAAGGAGAGAAGAUGUGGGUCAUCAAGUAUCCAAAAGCAAAGAAAGGACCCACUGUUGCUAAGCGCAAGACUGACUGCACCUAUGAGUAUGUGGGAGAGCUCAUGGCAGUUGUGCUGCACCUCUGCUCAACGCUGCCAUCCUACAAGGCUGCAGCUGCCCUCUGCAACCAGGAUGCACCUCCAUUUCUUUCUAGUGCGUAUCAGCAUGGAGAUAAACAGGCAUUGGUGCAACAGCACUGCUCUAGGUUUACUCGGUAGUCUGAUGUAGGCCAAGGUUCCACUUGCUUGAUGCAGCUUCUUGCGCUACGCUCCAGCUUUUUCACUUCACCGUGUUUGACCGUUCGGAAAACCUCAGCAAGAAUGGGAUCCACUGCUGUGUUGUCGGCCAGUUCCUUUUCAGUCAUGGGAGGUUUCGUCGGGGCUUCUAACAUCAGUACGUUGCCUGAAGGAUGUUGCUCAUUGUCAGUCUCGGGCAAUGGUAGUCUGCCUAAAGCAUCAGCGUUUUAAUUUCGCUUUCCUGGUCUAGAGAUUAGGUUAUAAUCAUAGGCUCCCAGCUUAACACACCAGCAUGUCCUACUUGGUGA